GAUGGAAGAAAGCUUGAAAUGGGAACACAAGUAGCUGGCCAAUUUGGAUUUUCACGAUUUUUCGAGUCAAUAAAGAUAUUAGCUGGCCGAUUGUGAGGUUCAAAUUCGGACAAGUAAGCCAAUUCCCGUGCUUUAGCUUGGUGGCCAAUCAAGUAUUUAUUGUGCUGCCCAGUUCUUUGAACUGAAUUCGAUCGACGUCUCUAGCUUUCGACGAGCCUGGGCUGAUAUGGAAAAUCGGAAGGCUUAGGCUAUUGUUCUUCUGACGUCGACGAGUUUCGCAAUCCGAGUACGCCUACGGAGUUUCUGUAUAAAACAUAUCAAUUCAAUGUUGCACUCAUCACCGUCUUUUUCGAUAUACCAUUCUGGGGAUGAAUUUCAGGAUUUAGAGGGUCGAGAUCCGAGUCAAGAAGCGCUGGAGAGAACUAUUACCAUAGGCGAGAGCUUAGAAGCCAUAGGUAGUGGUGAAUUCAGCUUUAACAAGAAGAGUAUGAGCUUGAUUGUGGAAAGGGAAGAGGAGAAGGAUGAAGUUGUUGAUGGGAUUCAGAGUGGAAGUGUUGAAGAAGAAGCGAAUGAACCACCUAGUCCACCCUUGUACCUUGCGACAGGGCUUGGGAUUGACACUUCUGGUUUUGGUGUUGGCGGUGGCCGUGGUUUUGAUGAGUUCAAUUUAGCUGUGGCGAACUUCGAUGAUGGUGGCGAUGUUGAAGAGUACUGCAAGAGGAUGGUUGAUGAAUAUCCGUGCCACCCGUUGUUUCUGAGAAAAUAUGCUCAAGUUUUGCAGUCCAAGGGAGACCUUCAAGGAGCAGAGGAAUACUAUUAUCGUGCUACACUAGCAGAUCCUGAAGAUGGUGAAAUUAUGGUGCUAUAUGCUAAACUCGUGUGGGAGCACCAUCAUGACCAAGAUAGAGCCUUGAGUUACUUUGAGCGGGCAGCUCAAGCCGCUCCUCAGGAUAGCCCUGUUCUUGCAGCAUAUGCUAGUUUCCUCUGGGAAAUAGAGGAUGACAAGGAAGAAUAUGAAGCAUCUCAAGCUCACAUUCAGAUUGAGCAGGAAAAACGUGCAGAGGAACUCGAAAUGUCAACCUCCAAAGAAAAAGUUGAAAUAGUAAGUUCAUCCCAACAUGCACCAGGUCUUAAGAUUGAUGUAGCUGGUUUUCCUGCGGCUGAAUCCAGCAGAGGCAGCAAUGUUGAGGAGUAUCAUAAGAAGAUGGUUGAGGAUAAUCCUAACAACCCCUUGUUUCUAAGAAAUUAUGCUCAGUUCCUAUGUCAGUCCAAGGGAGACCUCCAAACAGCAGAGGAAUUUUACAUGCGCACUAUACUAGCUGAUCCUAGUGAUGGUGAAAUCAUGUCACAAUAUGCUAAAUUGGUGUGGGAACUCUACCAUGACCAAGAUAAAGCAUUGUCCUACUUUGAGAGAGCAGUUCAGGCUUCUCCUGGAGAUAGCCAUGUUCUUGCAGCAUAUGCUAGUUUCCUCUGGGAGACGGAAGACGAGGAAGAUGGUGACCCAAGGCACGGCAGUGAUCGGGCACUUCUUAUCCACGGAUAACCCAUGAGUGCAGCAAAUGCUUAACUCCAACACGGAAAGGAAGACCGUUAGUCAGUUGUAAUGCUUCAAAGAUGCAAAAGAAUGAAACCAACACUCACUUCUGUUGGAAGGUUAAAAAAUUUCCAUUAAAUUUGGGUUGUUUGCUGAAAUAUGGUUCAUCAUUAUUCAGAGGGCUUCCUUAGUCACCUAUUUAUGAAUGUUGGGGUCCAAACCCGAGAAGGUAAAAUAAAAUGAGAUUUUAGCAAAAAGUGCAAUACAAUGUUGUAACAGAGUACCUGAAAAUAAUGAAAUAAAUGAAUUAUUUUAUUUUAACAUGUUGGAUUAAGGCAUGUAACAGAUGCAACAAGACAAGCAGUAACGUUUGGUGUUUCAUUUCAAUUUGAAUGUGAUUGGAACUUGCAUAA
This is a messenger RNA of Carya illinoinensis, 1947 nucleotides long. RefSeq lists its product as uncharacterized. Bases 326 to 1543 code for a protein of 405 amino acids. The transcript is spliced from 6 exons. NCBI's taxonomy places the organism in Eukaryota, Viridiplantae, Streptophyta, Magnoliopsida, Fagales, Juglandaceae. The record is from RefSeq and is a predicted model, not a curated record. Gene Ontology annotation, molecular function: protein binding.